UUGCGUUAACAGUUUUCUGCGACCCCUUCUCGUGUGCAAAGCAAAACGUAUCGCACUGCUACUGCCAACGAGUUCCAAAUAGAGUGAGAGGGAAAGAGAGGGAAGAUCGGAGAGAAGGGAAAUCUCCCGUAUCAAUUUGAACGACGGAAAAACAGCACACUCGCGGGAAGGGUGACAUUUUCUACAGGGAUUGGAAGAGAAACCUUCCCUUUGCAUCGAACAUGGAGCUACCCGCCGCGGGAGAGCACGUCUUUGCGGUGGAGAGCAUCGAGAAGAAGCGGAAUCGAAAGGGGAGGAUGGAAUACCUAGUCAAGUGGCGAGGAUGGUCUCCAAAAUAUAACACGUGGGAACCAGAAGAAAACAUUCUCGACCCGCGGCUGCUUGACGCUUUCCAAAACAGGGAGAGAUACGAGCAGCUUAUGGGAUAUCGCAAAAGAGGGCCAAAGCCAAAGCACCUGAUGGGCCAGGUCCCGUCCUUUGCCCGGAGAUCCAGCGUCCUCUCAGGCCUUCAGGAGACCACCCUGGACGAGGACAACCGGCAGCAAGUGGACCCCAUCCAGACAGUGCGCUCGCAGACCCAGCAGUACCAGCUGAACAGCAAGAAGCACCACCAGUACCAGCCCCUGCUGGCCAAGGAGAGGGAGGCCGAGCAGCAGGCCAACGGAAAGAAGAAACUCUACUACCAGCUCAACAGCAAGAAACAUCACCACUACCAGCCUGACCCCAAGAUGUACGACAGCACCCAGUGCAUGAAGCCAAGGGAGGCCACCAAAGCUCCGGAACUGCCCACCAACCACAGCUGGAACCUGCCUCCCGCGCUGCAGCAGAAGUGGGUCCGGGACAAGGACUCUGGUUGCCUGAGCAAAGUCAAGGAUAUCACCAUGGAGCUAAAGAAGCUUCCGGCUCACCUCAACGGCCCCAGUGGCGAAUCGGAGCAGAGCAAGGCCACGGCCAAAGAGGACACACCGCUGCUGGAGGCCGACGGUGUCAGCGACAGCAAGCUGAAGAUCGUCAAGAACAAAAACAAGAACGGACGCAUCGUCAUUGUCAUGAGCAAGUACAUGGAGAACGGCAUGCAGGCGGCAAGGAUUAAAAAUGGAGACGUGGAAACCCUUGGCGAGCCGCAGCCGGACAAUAAUGAUGAUGCAGCUGAAAAUCAACUUGAAAAGAUGAGGCUCGUCCAGAAACUGGGUCUCACCAACGGAUUCGCGAAAGACUGCAACAAAGGGUCUAACAGAUCUAACGUAUUUAAGUGUCCUGCUGACAAGGUCGACUCGCCCAAAAUGGGGCUUAGUGCGACAGAGCAGAAUAAACAUUUCAAUGUCAGGGUUCAGAAGGAGGCUACAGAGGAUCAGCCUCUGCAGCUGACCAACAAACCUAACCUUGCCCCUUGGCCCAUUGAGAUGGGGGUUCAUAGGACUCAGCCAGGAAAGGGCUCUUCUCCAGCCCUCAAACGUCAUCUUUCGGAGGCAGACAAGGGCGAGGACCGGGGUGGCUGUAAACAGUUUCUAAACUCCAAGAGUAUCAGUAUACCCUGCACUGUGUCCUCACCUCCUCAAAGCAACUCCACGGACCAAAAUGGCCACCAUAGCCACAAUGGCCAGCAGGACUACGACUUCCUGGAGUCUAACCAGGACGAGCCCAUGGACCUCAGCUGUGUGAGGUCCAGACGGGAGGCUCCAGUUCCCACAGAGACACAGGUGGCUCCUUCUGCCGAGGAGGAGAAGACUGCAGAACAGACAGAACCGCCAUUGGCUAUCACAACAGAACAGACAGAACCGCCAUUGGCUAUCACAACAGAACAGACUGUGGAGGAGGAGCCUUUUCCUUCAUUCAAGCCUUUCCUUGGGAAUAUAGUCAUCACGGAUAUUACAACAAACUGUCUCACGGUGACAUUUAAGGAAUACGUUACAGUGUAACGAAGCUGACAAAAGACAAUCUGAGGACGAGGGAUUAACAGCAACUGUGUGAAUUUGUACAAAUGUGUGUUGGAACAUAUUGGUAUUUUCAGAUGUUUGAAUAUAAAUAACAACCUUUAAAGUUUG
Molecule: messenger RNA, 2045 nt
Organism: Oncorhynchus tshawytscha (Chinook salmon)
Lineage: Eukaryota; Metazoa; Chordata; Actinopteri; Salmoniformes; Salmonidae
Product: E3 SUMO-protein ligase CBX4
Exons: 5
Coding region: 222-1919 (565 amino acids)
Biological process (GO): negative regulation of DNA-templated transcription
Source: RefSeq, a predicted model, not a curated record